CUCUACCCCCAAUGGGUCUCGAAUUCCUCAACCAAGAGGACUAGGUCCGAACCCAUUUGCCAAUACACGAACAUCCUCGCCCGUGCCCCAAGGCGUGUCUCCUCGCCGGCCCUCGACCCGGUCAUCAUCCCACCACACUUCGCCCUCGGCCCACAGCUUCGGCUUCAACGCCACACCGACCGGACACAAAAAGACCACUUCUAGCGCCUCGACAGGCGCCACUCGAGGCCGCUACUCAUAUGGUCCUAACGACAUAGACAAGGUCCAAACCAGCCCACGUCUGGACGACGAAGGGAGGCAUCUGGCGAACAAGAGAUUUGUGACCCAGAGGCGUGCCGACUCGACAUUGGAUCGGCUCAACAUGGACCUCCAGGGGCUGAUCAGACAGGGCCAGGAGGCGCUGGGUGCAACCUUUGAUGUCAACAUGGACGAUGGCUGGGAGGAGGACACGUGAGGAACAGGCCAACUUGGACUACGUCUGUGUGAUAUGAUGACUCGUCGCGGAAGCUGCCUCUGCCUGUUCGACUGCACAAUGACGGUCUGGCUGGGCACUAUGCAACAUUGUCAUGGUGUGUUAUACGGUAUACUGGUGGUGUUCUUGGAUUAUCUUUUUUUUUCUUCCCUAUUUUUUCCCCUGCGAGGAGUUCAGGAUAGGUAGCUUGUUUGAAAGUCCUGUAUUUAGCAUUAGGCGCGUCUGGCUUUGGCUCUGAAAGAUACUUCAUGUAUGUUCUCACUAGUCCCUGAAAUCAUUACCUCUUGGUCUCUCG
Messenger RNA from Cryphonectria parasitica EP155, 767 nucleotides. RefSeq lists its product as uncharacterized. The annotation marks the transcript as partial. The transcript has a single exon. Lineage: Eukaryota; Fungi; Ascomycota; Sordariomycetes; Diaporthales; Cryphonectriaceae. The record is from RefSeq and is a predicted model, not a curated record.